AUUAAGCAUCCAGGCAUGCAGACUGCUUCUACAAACAUUUGUGAAAGAAUGGGUCGCUCUCAGGAGAUCAGUGAAUUCAUGAGUGGUACCGUGAUAGGUUGUCACCUGUGCAAUAAGUCCAUCCAUGAAAUUUCCUUGUUACUAAAUAUUCCACGGUCAACUGUUAGUGGUAUUAUAACAAAGUGGAAGCAACUGGGAACAACAGCAACUCAACCACAAAGUGGUAGGCUACAUAAAAUGACAGAGUGGGGUCAGCACAAGCUGUAGCGCACAGUGCGGAGAAGUCACCAACUGUCUGCAAAGUCAAUAGCUAAAGACCUCCAAACUUUGUGUGGCCUUCAGAUUAGCACAACAGUGCGUAGAGAACUUCAUGAAAUGGGUUUCCAUGGCCGAGUCUCUGCAUCCAAGCCUUACAUCACCAAGUGCAAUGCAAAGCGUUGGAUGCAGUGGCGUAAAGCACCAUUGGACUCUAGAGCAAUACUUUCCUGACUGCAUUGUGCCAAGUGUAAAAUUU
Messenger RNA from Staurois parvus, 514 nucleotides. The record is from the annotation of a GenBank genome assembly. Lineage: Eukaryota; Metazoa; Chordata; Amphibia; Anura; Ranidae.